AGAAUUCUUGUUCUCCGCAACAUUCGGGCUUAGAAAAUUCCAAAAAAAAAAAAAUCAAAUAAUUCAGAAGAAAAAAAAAAGUGGGAAGAAAAAGAGAGAAGAGAGAGAGAGAAGCAAUGGUGGGUUGAAGGAUUAGCGAAGAUUGAGGAGAAGGGAAUUCUAUAUGGGUGGUGGAGGUACACUCGUUGAUGUCAUUCGUCGAUUCUUCAAUCGUCGCAAUUCUAUUAACUCUCAAUCACUUCAUCAUCACAAUAAUAACAAUGAUUCUAUUCAUUCAAAUAAUCUUAACAAUGCCAACAACAGCCCCUCUUCUUUGAAUCUUCUCAAAGUUCCUAAACGCUUCCGUUUCAAAUCUUCUUCCAUGGAUCGUAACAAAAAGGGUGCAGGAGAGGUAGAAUUUUUUACCGAGUAUGGAGAGGCAAGUCGGUACCAAGUCCAAGAAGUCGUUGGGAAAGGAAGUUACGGUGUUGUGGUUUCUGCCGUGGAAACUAGUACUGGGGAAAAAGUUGCAAUUAAGAAAAUCAACGAUGUUUUUGAGCAUGUAUCGGAUGCCACACGGAUUCUAAGAGAAAUUAAACUCCUUCGUUUGCUACGACAUCCUGAUAUAGUUGAAAUUAAACAUAUAAUGCUUCCUCCUUCACGAAGAGAGUUCAAGGAUGUCUAUGUUGUGUUUGAGUUGAUGGAGUCUGACCUACAUCAAGUCAUUAAGGCAAACGACGAUCUUACUCCUGAGCACUAUCAGUUUUUCUUGUACCAACUUCUUCGGGGCCUAAAAUACACGCAUACCGCUAAUGUGUUUCACCGUGAUUUGAAGCCGAAAAAUAUUCUAGCUAAUGCUGAUUGCAAACUAAAAAUAUGUGAUUUUGGGCUUGCUCGAGUUUCAUUUAAUGAUGCUCCAUCAGCUAUAUUCUGGACUGACUAUGUUGCGACUCGGUGGUAUCGUGCACCUGAACUUUGUGGUUCUUUUUUCUCAAAAUAUACUCCAGCAAUUGAUAUUUGGAGCAUUGGAUGCAUAUUUGCAGAAAUGCUUAGCGGCAAGCCAUUGUUUCCUGGGAAAAAUGUGGUGCAUCAAUUGGAUCUCAUGACGGAUUUGCUUGGUACUCCUCCUGCUGAAUCCAUUUCGAGGAUUCGAAAUGAGAAGGCUAGAAGGUACCUUGGUAGCAUGCGAAAAAAGCAACCAGUUCCAUUCUCCAAAAAAUUUCCAAAUGUAGAUCCGCUGGCUCUUAAUUUGCUGGAGCGUUUACUUGCAUUUGAUCCUAAAGAUCGCCCAACUGCUGAAGAGGCGCUAUCUGAUCCUUACUUUCACGGUUUAUCAAAUGUGGACCGUGAACCGUCCACUCAACCAAUUUCAAAACUAGAAUUUGAAUUCGAGAGAAGAAAAUUGGCCAAAGAUGAUGUUAGAGAGCUGAUAUAUCGAGAGAUUUUAGAGUAUCAUCCCCAGAUGCUCCAAGAAUAUCUUAGUGGCGGAGAGCAAACAAGUUUCAUGUAUCCAAGUGGGGUUGAUCGGUUCAAGCGACAGUUUGCACAUCUCGAGGAUAAUUACGGGAAAGGUGAACGAGGCUCUCCAUUGCUGAGACAGCAUGCCUCGUUACCUAGAGAGCGGGUUCCUGCUCCAAAAGAUGAAAAUAAUCAUAAUAAUGAUUGUGAAAAGCCAUCCGGAACAAAUCUUCAUAGCCCUUCAGGUGCAACAAAUUCCGGUGACUCGGAUGCACAAAACGGACCGUCAAGCAUGACACGAUGUCUGCUAAAGAGUGCUAGCAUUAGCGGUUCAAAAUGUAUAGAUGUCAAACAAAGUAAAGAUCCCAAGGAGGAGACAAUUCCAGAGGACAAUGAUGAAGCGGUGGACGAGUUGUCGGAGAAGGUUGCUGCUCUCCUUGUUUAGUUCAAGCUUUCAUAGAGAUUGUAAAAACCUACUAAGUCAAUCCUAUAGUUCUUUUUUGAAGGAAGCAAAAAAUAGAUGUUGCAUACAAUUUUUUCUUUGUAGAAUAUAAAUGUAGGACUGCAUUGUUAUAUGCUACCAUUUGUAUCAUUCUACAAAAGUCAUGUAAGUAUUUGUAUUUUGUGUAAUAGUAGUCAUUACUACACUACAAUGUAUAUUACUAAAUUUUCUUCUUAAACCUCAAGCAGGGAUGUCCCUAGCUGCAAAUAUUACUGGAAAAUCUUGCUCUGGAUCUUAAACAA
Molecule: messenger RNA, 2181 nt
Organism: Lathyrus oleraceus (garden pea)
Lineage: Eukaryota; Viridiplantae; Streptophyta; Magnoliopsida; Fabales; Fabaceae
Product: mitogen-activated protein kinase 9
Exons: 11
Coding region: 164-1882 (572 amino acids)
Biological process (GO): protein phosphorylation
Molecular function (GO): MAP kinase activity; ATP binding
Source: RefSeq, a predicted model, not a curated record